CAAACAAAUGUAAUUCUGUCGUCCUUCUGUGCAAAAGUCCGUGUAGUGAAAGUGAAAAAGAAAAAAAUCAUGCAAAAAUCUAAUAUCGUAUAUAUAUAAUACAAAAAUAUCCCUUAUUUUUUACAUUUUUAUUUAACAAUCUCAAUAUGCUAAUAGUGCUACAAUAAUUAAAAAAAUGUUAAUAAGCAAACUUAAAUGUAAUAAAGAAAUAAAAAUUAUAUAAAAAAUUCACUACCCAAAAAAAUACAAAAAAAAAAAGAAUAAAACAAAAAAGAAACGUAAGAAUAAAAUAAGCAGAAGUAAAAAAAGCACAAAACUAUUAGCAGAAUACUUGGUUCAUUAAAACAGGAGGAGCGUUGUUGCCGUCGUCGUCGUUGUUGUCAUCAGAUUUUUUGAAAGAAGAAAACCCCGUGGUGUUGUCCAGCCUAGAGUUUGUGCAAUUCUGCAUGUCUGAAUAUUUUAAACAUGGUGAAAUUGACCACCGACACCAUACGCUUCUAUAUUAGAAUCUUUCUGAUUACAAAUCAUGACAGAAGGACAUGAAAGCGAUUUUCUAGUAACAGUAAGAGCACAGGUUAUGACCAGAGACGAAAGCACUGAAGGUUGGCUACCACUGGCCGGGGGUGGUCUAGCUAAUGUUUCAAUACGUAAACGAGCUAGACUAUCCCCUGGUGCUACCGGACAUGAAUACAUCAUAUAUGGUCAAAGAAUAUCAGAUCAAAGUGUUAUAUUAAGCUGUGUCAUAAACCGUGAUCUAAAAUAUUAUAAAGUUAUGCCUACAUUUCAUCAUUGGCGUGCUGGUAAACAAAGAAAUGGUCUUACCUUUCAAACUGCUGCUGAUGCGCGUGCUUUUGAUAAAGGCAUUCUGCGAGCAUACAAUGAAUUAAUUGAUGGCAUGGCCAAAGCAAAUCCUUCCAUUAUAUGUCCACCAUUAACCAAAUACGAUUCGGUUGGUGAAGAUGAUGUUUUUAUGACUUUAGACUUGCCCUGUGAAUCAAUUGAUAAUAAACAAAAAGGUCAUUCCAGUCCAGAGGGCAGUGAAAAUAGUCAUGUCAGCUUAAAAGAUCGUGGUGAAAGAUUUAAUGACGAUAAAAAAGAUAAGGAAAUUGCAAAAAUUCAUUACAUAUCGGGUGAAAACUCUUGCAUGCAAACACCUCCACCAGGCAGUGCUAAUACAACCAACAACACUACGACAACCACCAUCAGUAACAAUACAACAGCAGCAACAACUGAAACAACACCAGCCGCAAUUGCUCCUAGUGAAAACUAUUCCUAUGUUACUUUGACAGCUGUUCAUGACUAUAAUUAUCCAGUGGUAGAUCAACCUGUAGCCGCUCAAGUCCUAAGUGCACGUUGUGAUUCUAUAACUACUCUGAAAAAACUCAAUGCCAUUGAAGCUGCUUCCCACUGUCUUGUCUCACAAUCUUCACCCAUUUCCGGUGGUAUUAUCAAAGAUCCCGAUAUUGAUAUACUCAAGCAAAAAUUACAGAAACCAUCACAGUCCUCCCAGCAACUGACACGUUGUCGUUAUUGUCAUGAACUCUAUGCUGAUGAUUGUAAUCGUAGGGGUGCGUGUGAGUUUGCUCCGGAUUGUUUUCGUUCGGGUUUGGAGUGUAUAUCGGGUAUAGGUUGUGCUCGCUGUAUGGUUUAUCAUUUUAUGAGUGAUUCAGAUGGUGAGACACCACAGCAUCCGUGUGAGUGUGUUAAUGAGGAUGGGUGCACUAAAAGAUGGAUCGGUUUAACUUUAUUAUCUUUAUUGGUGCCCUGUCUAUGGUGUUAUCCUCCCUUAAGAGUUUGUCAUUUAAUUGGUAUUUCAUGCGGCCUAUGUGGUGGGAAACAUAAACCGCAAGUUUGACAUUGGGAGGCUGGAUUACAAAACAAUAAAAAACAAGCCAAAUCCAAAAAGCAGCAACAAAAGCAACAACAACAACAACAUCAGCAGCAGCAAAACCAGCUUAACUAUAAUGAUUACUAUGAUAAUUUUUCUUCUACAUACAACAACAAAUGGCAGCAGCAGCAACAACAACAACAAACCUAUAAAAAUCAAUAUGAAUGGGAUCUUAAAUAUUAUAAUAAUAAAACCUAUAAGGAACUUAAACAACCAAUAGCCAAUAGCUAUUCCUCCUACAAAUGUGACUAUUUGGCCGAUGAGGAUGAUCCCUUUAAAACAACGUUUCCUCUAAAAAAGCAACAUAACUUUGGUAAUAUUUAUUAUUAAAAGAAAACAAGAAAUUCUAAAAAAUGUAAUUAAAACAAAACGGAAAACUCUUUUAAAGGUCCUUUUCCAAAACAAGAAAAUAACUUAAAAAGGGGCUUAAAACUAAGAAUUUAUUAUUUUAGUUUUGAAUUUAAGUUUUUUUUAUAUAAAACUUUUUUCUGCAUUAAGCAUUUGUAGGGUUUUUGUAAUUAGUUUUUGUUUAGUUUAUUUCUUUUUAUAUUAUUAAUCAUUUAAGUUUUUAUUGUAUAUAGUUUAACCAGCAAACUUUAAGUAACACAAAAAAAACCAUUAAUUUUUAAAAAAAUAUAAUACUUCAAAGAAGUACCUGUUUAAGUCUUAAAACACAAUUUUUAAUAACACUCUAACUACAAUUGUUUUUCUUCUUCUACUUCUAUCAAAUCUAAUUUGUUUAAUAAGUAUGAAAAAAAAACUCAUAUUAUUAUUUAUUUUUUUUUUUAUUAUUAUUAAAACUAAUUUAAUUUAACGUUCUUUUUUAUACAUAAUUAUUAAUAUGUAUUUCUUAAUAUUUUUUUUGUAUGUUUUUGUUUUAAAAAGAAAGGUAUACAAUUAAAAAAAAAAACACAAAAAUAGCUCUUUAACACAAAAACCAGUAUUAUUAACUUUUUUUUUUUAUUCUAACAAAUGAAUACCUAUGCUAACUAAUAAGUUUCCUACAUUAUGCACAAAUUUUUUUGUUUUAAAAAUGGCGCAAAUAAAUAACACAAAUAAAAUAAUAACAUUAACUCCAAAAGUAAAAUGGCUAUACACAAAAAAAGGUUAAAGGGUUGAGAGGGCUAGUGAAAGGAAAAGAUCAAGAUUUUGCAAUAACCUAUAGUUGUGUUAACAUUCAAGGCUAUAGAUUAGGAGAUAAUGGACUAUAGUUAAGACUAUAGAUCAGUCUAAAGUGACUACUAUAGAUCAGUCUGAAAUCAAGAAUAAAGAUCAGUCUAUAGUUGAGACUAUAGA
Messenger RNA from Lucilia sericata (common green bottle fly), 3184 nucleotides. RefSeq names its product sprouty-related, EVH1 domain-containing protein 1 (gene Spred). NCBI's taxonomy places the organism in Eukaryota, Metazoa, Arthropoda, Insecta, Diptera, Calliphoridae. Gene Ontology annotation, molecular function: protein kinase binding. Gene Ontology annotation, cellular component: membrane. Gene Ontology annotation, biological process: multicellular organism development; negative regulation of MAPK cascade. The record is from RefSeq and is a predicted model, not a curated record. Bases 527 to 1855 code for a protein of 442 amino acids. The transcript has 8 exons.